Molecule: messenger RNA, 972 nt
Organism: Phanerochaete carnosa HHB-10118-sp
Lineage: Eukaryota; Fungi; Basidiomycota; Agaricomycetes; Polyporales; Phanerochaetaceae
Exons: 8
Coding region: 1-972 (323 amino acids)
Biological process (GO): regulation of DNA-templated transcription; chromatin organization
Cellular component (GO): NuA4 histone acetyltransferase complex; nucleus; Rpd3S complex
Source: RefSeq, a predicted model, not a curated record
AUGGCUUCGAGUGCAAGCUCAAGCGCGCAGCCUGCGACAUUUCAGGUCAACGAACGCGUGCUGUGUUACCACGGUCCGCUCAUCUACGAGGCCAAGAUCCUCAAGUCCGAACACUGGGACGAGCAGAACACGAAGAAUGGCGAAGUCGGUCCGCAUUAUUUUGUGCAUUACAAGGGAUGGAAGCAGACAUGGGAUGAAUGGGUGGACCGCACUCGCCUCCUCAAGCACACCGAAGCGAACCUGAAUUUGCAGAAGACCCUUUCGCAGGCAAAUGCUGCCGCGAAUCAGGCCCAGAUGGGAAAUACCUCUGGCUCAGGAUCCCACUCGAAAGGAGCAGGGUGCAAGGAUCUGGGUCGGACGCUGACCGGCAGGAAGGAUGGCAGGGGGGUCAAGCGGGGGCGGGAUGACGAUGAUAACUCGAAGCGUCCAGAAAUGAAGCUGAACGUUCCAGAGUCGCUAAAGGUGCUACUCGUGGACGACUGGGAGGCCGUCACAAAGAACAACCAGCUGGUACCAUUACCUCGCUCGCCAAACGUCGUCGAGAUACUCAAAGAGUUCGAGGAAUACGUGCUUUCAAGUCCGAAGAACAUCCUACGCGACCCGAAAAUUCUGCUACCAACGAUCAUUGCUGGUCUACAGACAUACUUUGACCGCGCUCUUGGAGCAAAUCUGCUUUACAGAUUUGAACGACCGCAGUAUGCAGACAUCCGGAGACAGUACGUGACCGGGCAGAACGUUGUUGUUGGCCAAGAGAAGGAGAUGAGUACGGUGUACGGUGCAGAGCAUUUCCUGCGAAUGCUCGUGAGCAUGCCCCAGAUGGUCGCCACCUCGACGAUGGACUCAGAGAGCGUGGUGCUUGUCCGUGACUACGUGAACGAGCUCAUGGCGUGGAUGCUGGAAGAGCGCGACCGCAUAUUCGUCACGGAGUAUGAAUCAGCGUCUGUGCAGUACCAGAGCAUAUCCCGCUCAUGA